UUUUUCUCGCCUGAGAAUCUUUGCACACAAAACCCCUCUCUCUCCCUCUCUCUCUAUGUGACAAUGCAUGGUGAUGGAGAAGUUGAAGUGAAAAGGGUAUUUAUUGGAGCAGGAUGCAACAGAAUAGUCAACAACGUUUCAUGGGGCGCUUCUGGCUUGGUUUCAUUCGGCGCUCAAAACGCCGUUGCAAUUUUCUCUCCCAAGACUGCUCAAAUUUUGACCACUCUUCCUGGUCACAAAGCUGUUGUGAAUUGCACCCAUUGGCUCCCAACUAGCAAAUUUCUUUUUAAAGCAAAAGAAUUGGAGUUGCAUUAUUUGCUUUCUGGAGAUGCUGAUGGUGUUAUUAUUCUGUGGGAAUUGUCCCUUGUUGAUGGAAAGUGGAGGCAAGUGAGACAAGUACCAAAAUCACACGACAAAGGGGUUACUUGCAUUAAUGGAAUUAUGGUUUCUCAAACUGAUGCAAUGUUUGCAUCUACUUCUUCAGAUGGUACUGUUUGUGUUUGGGAACUUGUAUUUCCACUGAUAAUUGGCGGUGACUGUAAAUUAUCAUGCCUGGACCAUUUCUCUGUUGGUUCUAAAUCUAUGGUAGCCCUAUCGAUGGCGGAACUUCCUGGAGAUUGUGGUCAAAUUGUCCUUGCAAUGGGAGGAUUGGAUAACAAGAUUCACCUAUACUGUGGUGGAAGGACUGGAAAGUUUGUACAUGCAUGCCAGCUAAAAGGGCAUACUGAUUGGAUCCGGAGUUUGGAUUUCUCAUUACCUAUAAGCAUCGACGGGGAAGUAAACAAUAUUUUUCUGGUAAGUUCAUCCCAAGAUAAAUGCAUACGAAUUUGGAAGAUGGCAUUACGUAGCUCUAUUCCCGAUGGGCACGGCAUAUACAUGAAGGAAGAAACAAGCUUAGCGUCCUAUAUAGAAGGUCCUGUACUUCUGGCUGGUUUGGCCUCUUUUCAGAUAUCCUUAGAAUCUCUUUUAAUCGGACAUGAGGAUUGGGUAUAUUCAGUAGCGUGGCAGCCCCCUUUGGCUGCAUCCGCGGACGGGGAUGCCUAUUAUCAACCACAAAGUAUUUUAUCUGCAUCCAUGGACAAGACUAUGAUGGUCUGGCAGCCUGAAAAGACUUCUGGUGUGUGGAUGAAUGUGGUCACUGUUGGCGAACUAAGCCACUGUGCUCUCGGGUUCUAUGGUGGUCAUUGGAGCCCAAAUGGAGAUUCAAUUUUAGCUCAUGGAUAUGGUGGAUCUUUCCAUCUUUGGAAAAAUGUCGGUGACGACAACUGGAUGACACAAAAGGUUCCCUCUGGUCAUUUUGCAUCGGUGACUGAUAUAGCAUGGGGUAGAUCUGGUGAUUACAUCAUAUCAGCCAGUCAUGACCAGACAACUAGAAUUUAUGCUCCGUGGAAAGUUGAGGCUUCUCUCCAAGAUGGAGAAUUUUGGUACGAGAUUGGCCGCCCUCAGGUUCAUGGUCAUGAUAUAAAUUGUAUGACAGUUGUUCAUAGUAAGGGGAAUCAUCGUUUUGUUGGUGGAGCUGACGAGAAAGUUGCUAGAGUGUUUGAAGCCCCAUUAUCAUUUUUGAAAACAUUAAGUAAUGCCACGCUGCAGAAGUCUUGUUAUUCUGAUGAUGACUUGACAAAUGUUCAGAUUUUGGGUGCAAAUAUGUCGGCUCUUGGGCUAUCACAAAAACCUAUUUAUGUUCAAGCUGUACAUGAGACCCCUGAUAAAAAUGGGAUUGAUGGUCUCGACACCUUUGAAACUGUCCCCGACGCAGUUCCAACUGUGUUCACUGAACCUCCAAUUGAAGAUCAACUUGCAUGGCACACACUCUGGCCUGAAUCACAUAAACUUUAUGGUCAUGGAAAUGAGCUAUUUUCUUUAUGUUGUGAUCAUAAGGGUGAGCUUGUUGCUUCUUCAUGUAAGGCACAAUCUACAGCUGUAGCAGAGGUAUGGCUUUGGCAGGUUGGUUCAUGGAAAGCAGUUGGCCACUUGCAAUCUCAUAGCUUAACAGUGACACAGAUGGAAUUCUCACACGAUGACAACUUUCUUUUGACUGUCUCAAGGGAUCGCCAGUUCUCGGUUUUUACAAUCACAAGAUCAGGCACAGGUGAAAUUAGUUAUACUCUUCUUGCGAGACAGGAGGGACACAAGCGGAUUAUCUGGUCAUGUUCUUGGAACGCGCACGGCCAUGAAUUUGCGACAGGUUCACGUGACAAGACAGUGAAAAUCUGGGCUGUCGAGAAGGAAUCAUCAGUAAGGCAGCUUAUGACUUUACCUCAAUUUACAAGUAGCGUGACAGCAUUGUCUUGGACUGGUCACCCUGAUCGAAGAAACAAUGGACUUCUAGCCGUUGGAAUGGAAAACGGCCAAAUUGAAUUGUGGAAUCUGUCCUAUAAAAGACAAGGCGAUGGAAGCAUUGUUGUACCAGAUUUCGGCGCUGCGCUUCUUGUUCGUGUAGAUCCUUUUAUAUGCCAUGCCUCUACAGUAAACCGUCUGGCAUGGAGGAAAAAUGAGGAAGAUCACAAGAGUCUGCAACUUGCUUCUUGUGGAGCUGAUAAUUGCGUAAGAGUGUUUGAUGUAACUGUUGAGUAAUUAGAUUAUAGUGUCUUCCCCUUCUUUUUUGAUAUAUCUGUAGAAUAUUUUUUUAUUCAUAGAUAUGAAAGUACUUCCAUAUGAAUUAUGAUUAUCACGUGAUUAUGAAAGUAUUUUUCGGCAUAUAAAUGUGUCGAAUUGUUUA
Molecule: messenger RNA, 2719 nt
Organism: Cicer arietinum (chickpea)
Lineage: Eukaryota; Viridiplantae; Streptophyta; Magnoliopsida; Fabales; Fabaceae
Product: elongator complex protein 2
Biological process (GO): tRNA wobble uridine modification
Cellular component (GO): elongator holoenzyme complex
Molecular function (GO): protein binding
Source: RefSeq, a predicted model, not a curated record